AUGGAGCACAUCCCCGUGGACCCUGAUUUCUACCUUGAAAUUGGCGCAAACACAGCUCUUGACUUUCAGUCAGAGACCACAUCCCUUGCGUCCUCUAUCGCGAAGGGCCGGUUUGAAAACGGGCGAAGAUACCAAGCCACAAAAGAUGAGGAAUAUUGGGGGCCUUCUGACGAGAAGCAGUUCGAAGCGUUCGAGAUUGGCCAUAUGGUGUUCCUCGUGUUAGACCAUUACCAAGAUAAUCCUCUUUUCCGUGCCCCGAUCAAAAAUUUGCCCAAGCAUAUUCUAGAUAUCGGAACUGGUCAAGGGAGUUGGGCAAUUGACGUUGCCGAUAUGUAUCCGUCAGCUACCGUUCGUGGCGUGGAUCUCUUCCCCCCACCCGUGACAUGGAUGCCUCCGAACUGCAUCUUCGAAGUAGACGAUGUGCUCCGCGAAUGGACAUGGAGAGAGCCAUUUGACUUUAUUCAUAUACGUCUAAUGUAUGGCGCCUUCGCUCCGGAGGGAUGGGACCAGCUAUACAAACAAGCUUACGCUGCCCUCGAACCCGGGGCUUGGAUUGAGCAGAUGGAAUUUGACGUUCGAGUCCGCAGCGAUGAUAUGACCUUAAAGGAAGAACACCAGCUAUCAAAAUGGGGCAACAUUUUCAUCAGAUGUGCUGAGCGAGCCGGGAGGUCACUUAAUAUUCACGAAACGAUGCGCAACUCAAUCGAGAAAGCCGGAUUCGUGGAAAUACACGAGAAGAAGAGCAGAGUCCCCUUGGGUGCCUGGCCUAGGGAUAAGUUACUGAAGGAGACUGGACGACUUCAGUGGGCGCACUGGAACGCCGCUUUGGAGGGUUGGGCGAUGUGGCUUCUCACUCACUUUGGAGAGCCCAUACCGUGGACGACCGAGGAGGUGCAGGUGUUUUUGGCCAAGGUGCGCCAAGAGCUGAAAGAUCCCCAUAUUCAUGGGUAUAACUGGAUCAACCGCGUGUGGGCAAGGAAACCGACUGAAGGGGAAUCAUCGAAGGAGAGAGGGUAUUGA
Molecule: messenger RNA, 1020 nt
Organism: Penicillium manginii
Lineage: Eukaryota; Fungi; Ascomycota; Eurotiomycetes; Eurotiales; Aspergillaceae
Product: class I SAM-dependent methyltransferase
Exons: 11
Coding region: 1-1020 (339 amino acids)
Molecular function (GO): methyltransferase activity
Source: RefSeq, a predicted model, not a curated record